This is a messenger RNA of Closterium sp. Yama58-4, 1809 nucleotides long. The record is from the annotation of a GenBank genome assembly. NCBI's taxonomy places the organism in Eukaryota, Viridiplantae, Streptophyta, Zygnematophyceae, Desmidiales, Closteriaceae.
AUGGAUAAGAGGAUUGCGGGGAUUGAGGAUAAACUAAAUAGAAUGCAUAUCCGGCCUUCGCCAGUCCACCCGUCGUCAGCCGGCCCUUCGCCACUCCACCCUUCAGCAGGACACCCGUCGCAUGUCAACCGAGCCGCGAUGGAGCAGUGGAUGUCGCCGCAGCACCAGAAAUUCGCCAGUAACCCUUCGCCACAGCACCAUCUCUUCGCCAACAGCCCUUCGCCACAGCAUCAUCUGUUUGGCAACAACCUACUGAACAACCUUCCCACAUUCGACCAGCUGAGCGAGAGGCACCGGCACUCUCACGAGCACCGGCGUCAGAAACCGGACGGCUCAGGGAAGGACAGAAUCGCGCGACGAAUCUCCGAGGAUGCUUCCAGCGUUUCGUCGGAAGGUUACCACACAGACCCUGCCGUCCGCGCGGAACCUUCCUGGACGGCGCGGUCAGUGGAAUCAGCGGCUUCUGUUCCUCCUGUUCUCCGGACGGUUAAAAGUCCCGCGCAUCUCGCCUCGUAUCACCCGCAGCGGAACCACCGUGGCGGCGUUGCUGCCGCAUCUGCCGCCGCUCCUUCCGCGCAUGGAGCUCCAGAAGCCCCGAGCUCGGGGCUUUCCCCGCAUUUUCCGCAGGCGCUGCGGAACUGCUACUCUGCUCCGCAACCCGGCGAGUCGGAAACGUGCGUGCUUUCACGGCAGCUCGCCGGCGCGCGGGAGAUUAAAAUCAUGGCUCGCGAUGCGGCGGUGUGCGGUUCCAUGGUUGAAAUGGGAGCCGCGAAAGUGCUGUUGUCGGUUGUAGACAGCGUGAUAGAAGCGGAAGAAGGAAGACAGUUCAUGGAUUUGCGGUAUCAGGUUGCCGAGGAGGCAGCGGCUGCGCUGCUGAAUCUGUCUCUAGAUAAGCCCGCCAAGCACAUGAUGAGGAGCCAUGGCAUCAUACCCACCGUUGUGAGGUUGGCUGACAUCACACGCAGCAGUCCGGACUGCCCUGACGGUGCCAGUGGUAAUGCUCGUAAAUCACCCAACAGUGCCCAGCAGAAUGACAUCAGUAGCUGUUCUGACAGUAGCUCCGGGACCACCGCCCCCACCCGCACCAGCUCUGCCCAUUUGCCUCUUAGAGAGCUUGCUGUGGCAAUAAUCCACAGUCUUGCACAGUCAACAACGCUGAAAGAGGAUCUUGUGGAUCAGUGGGUGGUGCAGCCGCUGGUAGGCCUGUUGAGGGAGCCAGCAUUCAGCAAGGAGGGACAGAAGGACGCCUUGUACGCGCUCUACCUCUUAUCAAUGUGCGAGUCUGGGAUGUUGGCUCUUGCGUAUCGCGGCGCUGUGCCUUUGUUGCUGGAGGUGGCACUGUGCGGUACGCAAAGAAGUGGCCAUCUGUAUGCGAAGCAGUCAGGGAGAUUCUUUGACAAGGCCAUGCAUGCAGUGGCGAAUGUAUCUAAGGAGCGAUCAGGACUUUCUUCUUUAAUAAGCAGCAAAGUUAAAUACUGGUCUAGUGAAGAUGGUGCUGCUGGCUCUGAUGGCUUCCCUCAAAUUGGACAUGGAAGCUGCAUCGAAGUUUCAGGACUGCAAGGGCUUUUCAAGCUGCUUGCAAAUGGGAGCGAGGUGACGAAGCAGCAUGUUGUUUCUACACUGCACGGGAUUGUCAGAAAUGCUGAGCAAUGUGGUGCACAAGUUUUGGAUGAGAUCUGGUCCUUGCGGCAGAAGGAGAAGCCGAGGCCACAUUUGGAGGCCUUAGCAACUGCUGGAUCGCUCCAAGCCGAGCAGCUCUUGAUGGUAUUGUUUCCUGCCAAGGUGACUAAAGAAGCAGCAAAAAGCUGA